AUGGCAAUUGAAGGGAAAAAUGGCAUUUACCUUGUUCCAUUAAAUAUGGGUGACGUGGACGAUAUUUUUUGUGGGAUAUUAAAAAGUAAAGAACACCUGAAAAGUGGAAUACCUUUUAUUGAAAAUGUAGAAACCAAAGAACAUGUAGAAGUGUAUAUAACAAUGACCCUCAAGAAUAUCAAGACGAAGUGUUACACAAUACGAAAAGACACGACGUUUUGUGGGAUAAUUAAUUUGGAUUUGAAUGACCAAUUCAAUAAAGUGUGUGAAAUUGGGUAUUGGCUCACAAAAGAAGAGACAGGAAAAGGUGUUAUGACAAAUGCUUUGUUUUCUUUGUCAAAUUUUGCACUUAAAAAUUUGCAUCUCCACAGAGUCGAAUUGCGCGUUGAAACUACCAAUUUCAAAAGUCAAAACGUUGCAAUGCGGAACAAUUUUGUCAACGAAGGAAUUGAACGCAAAAGACUCUUUCUCGAUGGGAAAUACCGCGACUGUUAUAUUUAUUCACUUCUUGAUGAAGACCUUUAA
Messenger RNA from Entamoeba invadens IP1, 525 nucleotides. RefSeq names its product ribosomal protein-serine acetyltransferase, putative. Lineage: Eukaryota; Evosea; Mastigamoebida; Endamoebidae. The transcript has a single exon. The record is from RefSeq and is a predicted model, not a curated record. Gene Ontology annotation, molecular function: protein N-terminal-serine acetyltransferase activity; protein-N-terminal-alanine acetyltransferase activity. The coding region runs from base 1 to 525 and encodes 174 amino acids. Gene Ontology annotation, cellular component: cytoplasm.